AUGUCAAUUUGCAAGAAAAAUUAUUACUUUUUUAUUCUUUUUCUUUUUUUUAUUCUUUGUCUCUCGCUCUUCCCUUUCUUUUCUUUUCUUUUUUCUUUUUUGUCAUUUACCUGUUUUCCGUUUCCUACUUAUUUUACUCUUUUUUUUUGUUAUACCAUCGUAUUUCACAUUAAUCUCUCUCUCUCUCUCUCCUUUUCUCUCCACUUUGCUAUCUGCCUUCCCCCACCCCUUCCGCUCUCUCUCUCUCUCUCUCUCUCUCUCUCUCUACAUUCUGCGCUCCACUCUCUGUUUAACUCUGAUUUCUUUCUCUCUUCAUUUUGCUACAACCCUUUCUCUCCAUUCUGUCUGUUAUCUCUCUCUCCCCACUCAGUUAUCUUCUUUCUCCUUCCCUUGCUAUCUUUCUCAAGGCUCUGUUCUCUCCCUGUCUUUCCCUACAAACACUAUUCUGUUUCUCUUUCUAUCACCAUCUCUCUCUCUCUCUCUCUCUCUCUCUCUCUCUCUCUCUCUCUCUCUCCACUGUGCUCUUUUCCUGUCUCUACAAUCUGUUAUCUUUCUGGGUCUACACUUUCUAAUCGCUUUACCCACGCUCUCUCUCUCUCUCUCUCUCUCUCUCUAUCUAUCUAUCUAUCUAUCUACUUAUACUCUGUUCUCUUCGUUUCUGUCUUUCUACAUUCAUUUCUCCAUUCUGUUUUUCUAUUCUUUAUCUCUCUACACUCUCUAUUAUAUCUCAAUCUCUUUCUCUCUGUCUUUAGUCACUCAGUUUUCUCUCCACCUCACUCUAUACUCUUUGCUCUCUCUUUCUCUAUCCUCUCUCUUUCUCUAAAUGUAUAUAUAUAUAUUCUGCUCUCUCUCUCUCUCUCUCUCUCUCUCCACACUGUUAUCUCGCGUUCUCUUUUUACACCUAUCUUUUUCUCCAUCUCUCUCUCUAUCUAUCUAUCUAUCUAUCUAUCUAUCUAUCUAUCUAUCUAUCUAUCUAUCUCUUCUUUUCUGUCUUUCUACGAUGACAUCGUUGCUGCCAGGUUCAUAUCCCAUCAGUGA
Molecule: messenger RNA, 1038 nt
Organism: Acanthosepion pharaonis
Lineage: Eukaryota; Metazoa; Mollusca; Cephalopoda; Sepiida; Sepiidae
Source: the annotation of a GenBank genome assembly